UUUCAAAAUAUUAUUAUUUAUUACAAAAAAUAUACACAAAUUGUGUUUAAAAUUGAUUUAAUAGUGAAGUGAAUGAUAAAUGUAUUUAUGAAACAUUGAUAUGCAAUACAAAUGACAAACAAAUGUAUAUUUUAACGAUAUUUCGGCUAAUUUUGUGACAUUUGUUAUGAAAACAAACAUUGAAUUGAUUUUUGGAUUUAAUGUUUAAAUUAAUGACAAAUAAAGACAAACGAAAAGCGAUUAGAAGUUUACAGAAAUUUAAAUGUUUUUAAUAAAAGUGGAAAUAAUUUAUUAAAAUAAUUAUUGACACAAAACACAACUCAAACAUCACUUUGUCUUCAAAUGUCAUCAAAGCAUCGGAUGAUGGGAUCAAACAAUGGCACGAAUGGCGACGGAAUCGAUAACUCGAAGACUAAUCUAAUCAUCAAUUAUUUGCCGCAACAGAUGACAGACCAGGACUUCCGGGUUCUGUUCGCACAGAUCGGUGACAUCCGGUCGGCGAAGAUUAUCCGCAAGAAAGCCACGGGUUAUUCGUAUGGAUUCGGUUUCGUCGACUAUCUCCGGCCCGAAGACGCCGAGAGAGCCAUUCACUCACUUAAUGGCCAUUUGGUUGAACACAAGAAGAUUAAGGUUGCGUUCGCGCGGCCGUCGGGAGAGAGCAUAAAACAGGCCAACCUUUACGUCAAGAAUCUUCCGACCAAUUAUAGCGAACACGACGUCCGCGAACUCUUCGCUCCCUUCGGGGCUAUCAUUCAGUGCCGAAUCGUCGGCAACAGAGGCGUCGCCUUUGUUUUGUACGAUCUUCACGAACAGGCGAUCGCAGCCAUCGACCAAAUGAAUGGCAAAGUACUUCCCGGAGCCGUCGCCGGGCUUAAUGUCAAGUUCGCCAACGAUAACAACCAAAAGAAUCGGAACUCAAAUAACAACCCGAAGAGCAAUCGGGGCUCAGGAAGUCCUUACGGGGCGUCGAGGGGUUACUCAUACUCUCAUAUGCCAUACGAAGCUUACACUUCUUCGGGA
Molecule: messenger RNA, 1020 nt
Organism: Medioppia subpectinata
Lineage: Eukaryota; Metazoa; Arthropoda; Arachnida; Sarcoptiformes; Oppiidae
Source: the annotation of a GenBank genome assembly